UAUAUAUAAGGUUGUAUAAAAUGCGAUACGUAUUAAUAUUUAAUAGGUACUCAUCGUUUAUAGUCGUUUUAUUACGUUAAAAAUGAUAUCGUUAUUGGUAUUAAUCACAGUGUGCUUUGUGUUGUCGUCAGCAGAUUCUUCUGUAAACUGGACCGUGGACGAUAACACAAUACCAGAAUCGUUACCCGAUUUGAUGCGCAACAAAUAUUAUAGAAAUGAAGAAAUUCAAAACGCUGUGUUUUGGGCGUAUAAAAUUCAGUAUGAUGUUAUUUCAGAACAUAAUGGUCGCGUAUAUGACGCAGAAACACCAUUAGGAUAUUUCAACGAUGCCUUGAUUUUACCUAAGACCAGAGCAUCAUUAAUAAGUUCCAACAUCGUAUUCGAAAAUAAUACCAUCAGUGGCCUAUUGGAUUUUAAAAGCAAUAAUAUCGUCAUACGAUGGUCACAAGACCUGGUAUCCACAAAGAUAACUUGGAAAGAGCUUCAAAUUGUUGGCAGAUAUGUAUUUGUAGACGAGUGGAGAUAUGUAACUGGCGAAUAUAAAAUGUUCGUGGAAAACGUUAUGUAUCAGAUCGAUACGCCGUUAUCCAAAAACAUAGAAUUGUAUCCUUCGUCGGCGUCAAAUUCAGCCAUAUCUUAUAGUAAAUUUAAAACUACUUUUACUGGACAAUAUGCAAUUUCAGACGGAUUUUCGGCUACACGGUAUUUCUUGGAAGAAGUGGCAUUUGCACACGUCGCGGACUAUGUUUUAGAAAUGACACGGCAGAACGUCACGUCGGCCAUCAGAGCGGCAGUCCAGCCGUAUGUGCAGUACAGGAACCGAUCAGACCCACACUUCCCGGCCUCUGCUGGUCGGCUGGACAAUGGAAGGUUCUUCUCAGUCAGCGACCCGUUCGUCGACGGCCUGGAUACCGCGUUGCAAAAGGUGAACUCUGUGUGGACCGAACCGAACACGGGCGUGUUAAUGGUCGCCGUCGAGCACACGUUGCACAACCUUAACGGUACGUUUAAUCUGCACGUCGUCUCAGAGCUAGCCGAACUGCAGCGACCCGGCCACGUAAUCGAUUUUGUCAUGGACCGGGUUAGGCUGAGCAUUGCGUACGAUGUACUAAGGCCCAACUGCCUUUGUUCGGCCACCGUGAAAGUGUACAAGAUAACCACGUGGUCACGUGACAGUCAAGAGGACACGGGGUAUCUGCCACAAGUGGCCGCCGCUUUCGCCAACACAGUCGAAGAUCACUUGUCCAUCGGCACGUGCGCAGCCAUCGCAAAAGCCAACAAGUACGGUACCAACCCAUGCCAAUGAAGUUGGCCACAAUUAAUAAAUGACCUGAAAUAUGUUUUAAUAAUUUAUUAUUCUAUACUUUUUUUAAUAUCUUUCAAUUUUUUUUUUUUACACGAAUGUUAUAACUACUUAAAAGAAAAACAAUAUUUAGCCGUUUAGGUAAUGAAAAGAUUACAUCUAAAGAUGUAAUAUUAUGAUCUGAUCAUUAAAUCUAAAGUAAGAUAACUAUUUAAAUCAUUAUUCAUUCGAAUAUUAAAUAAUUCAUAAAUAAAAUUAAGUUGCAUUAGGUAUGUAAUAGUUUGAGUUGUUUUAAGGGGCUGCAUCCGGUUUUGUCAAAAGUCAAAACUAAUGUAGAUUUGACCAAUCUAAACAUUAAUACAUUUUGUGUACCUAUUAUAAUGUUUUUCAAUAUAUUUAAA
Messenger RNA from Acyrthosiphon pisum (pea aphid), 1704 nucleotides. RefSeq lists its product as uncharacterized. Bases 83 to 1306 code for a protein of 407 amino acids. The record is from RefSeq and is a predicted model, not a curated record. Lineage: Eukaryota; Metazoa; Arthropoda; Insecta; Hemiptera; Aphididae. The transcript has 4 exons.